GAACGGGAACAGAGAGUGUUGUGCUCACAGAUGAGGAAGUUUCAGUGAGUGUGAGGUUACAGUGAAACCCUGGGCUUUGUGUGAACACAUGCCUUGGAGGAAAAUGAAGGGAAGGGAUUUGUUGCAAAGUGCCCUCCCCUCCUCCAGCUCCCUCAGCACGGGGGCAGCGCGAGGCCCUUUGUCCGGAACAGCCGCGGCUCCUAUUGGCUGGCUCUUGACAGGUAGGCAUGCGGACUAUCCAAUUGACAGCUCUGGAGGACCGGAAGCGCACGGGACCUCCAGCCAAUCGGAGCACCCCUAUUGUCUGAAUGCGGAAGUUGUUGCUGCAAUAACAUUCCUCCAGGAGACACCAUCAGGGGGUUCUGUGUGUGUGGGCACUUCAGGCUCCAGUUCAUCAUCCAACCUGGAGGGACACAAGGACAACAGCACCGUGGAGAAGCCAUGGCAGUGUGGGGACUGUGGGAAACGGUUCAGGUUUCCAUCUGGGCUGGAGAGUCACCGACGUUUCCACACCGGGGAGAGGCCGUUCACCUGCACAGACUGUGGGAAGGGAUUCACUCAUUCCUCCGACCUGAAGAGACACUGGCGAGUUCACACCGGGGAGAGGCCGUUCAUUUGCUCGGAGUGCGGGCAGGGAUUCAUUCAGUCUUCUGCAUUGAUGGCACACAAGCGGGUUCACACCAGGGAGAAGCCAUUCACCUGCUUCAGGUGUGAGAAGGGAUUCAGUCGCUUAUCCAGUCUGCUGUCACAUGAGCGGGUCCAUACCAGGGAGUGCCCAUUCACCUGCUCUCAGUGCGGGAAGAAAUUUGCUCACUCUGGUAGCCUUCGGGUACACCAGCAACUUCACACCGGGGAGAGGCAGUUCACCUGCUCUGAGUGUGGGAAGGGAUUCACUCGAUCCACCCGACUGUUGACUCACCAGCACAUCCACACCGGGGAGCGACCAUUCCCCUGCACCGUUUGCGGAAAAGCGUUCAGGGAUUCAUCAAAUCUGCUGAAACAUCAGCGAAUUCACACCGGGGAGAAGCCAUUCAUCUGCUCUGUGUGUGGGAGGGGAUUUAUUCAGUCAUACAAGCUGCGGAGUCACCAGAGAGUUCAUCAGUUAAGACUGCAGUUGGAUUCUGCUGUUCUUGCUGCUGAGAAUCACAUCCAGGGCUGAGCAGUGUUCGUUCGGACAAUGGGUGAAGUGGGAGGGUCAGUGUAUUUUGUUUUAUUCCAGUGGGGCUGGUGCUGUCUCAAACUGGGAUAGCACACUUCCUCUUGAAAUGAUCCACAGAAGCUGAUGGACGAUAUUUAUUUUAUCCUGGUUUGGAAACAGAGGUUGCCUACCACUGCAGGUAGAUCUAAGGUCAACCCAGUUAGACCAUGACAUCGAGGAGCACCAUUCAGCCCAUUGAGCCUGCUCCACCAUUUAAUACCAUCGAGGCUGAUCGCAUAUCGGUUUCAACUCCCCUUUCCUGCCUACUCUCCGUACCCCUUCAACCCUAAACUGAUUGAACAUCUGUCUAUCUCCUCCUUAAGUUUACUCCAUGUCCUGGCAUCCACAGCACUCUGGGAGAAUGAAUUUCACAGAUUACUGACCCUUUGUGGGUAGUAAUUUCUCCACAUCCCUGUUUGAAAUUACUACCCCUUAUCCUGAAGAUCGCUCAUUCUAAAUUGCCCCACAAGAUGAAAUAGCCUUCCGAUGCUGAGUAGAUGAGUAAAGACGGUGAGGAGAGUGAUGUAGUCCAAUUUCCCAGCAUUUGGCCCAUAUCCCUCUUACACUUUCCAAUCCACAUACAUAUCCAAAUGUGUUUUAAGUAUUAUAAUUGUACCCUCCUUCACCAAUCCCUUUGCCAACACGUUCCAUUCACACCAUCCUCUGCCCCUCAGGUCCCUUUUAAAUCUUUCCCCUUCUCCUUAAAUCUACGGCCUCUAGUUUUGGACUCCCAUAACCGA
Molecule: messenger RNA, 1938 nt
Organism: Chiloscyllium plagiosum (whitespotted bambooshark)
Lineage: Eukaryota; Metazoa; Chordata; Chondrichthyes; Orectolobiformes; Hemiscylliidae
Biological process (GO): regulation of transcription by RNA polymerase II
Cellular component (GO): nucleoplasm
Molecular function (GO): DNA-binding transcription repressor activity, RNA polymerase II-specific; RNA polymerase II cis-regulatory region sequence-specific DNA binding
Source: RefSeq, a predicted model, not a curated record